AUGGAACGAUUUUAUAAUAAUACUGGCUACAUCAAUCCAUCUGCAACAGUAUAUAAACGAAAAUCCAUAAGAGAAGAUUCUACUCCUUCCACAUCUCAGCAAUCCAUUGAAGAAAUUACUUUAAAUAAUCCUUCCACAUCUCAGCAAUCCAUUGAAGAAAUUACUUUAGAUAAUCCUUCAACAUCUCAGCAAUCCAUUGAAGAAAUUAAUUUAAAUAAUCCUUCCACAUCUCAGCAAUCCUUAGAAGAACAUACUUUAAAUACGAGUUUAAAUAAUACAUCUAAAAAAUAUACUGCAAAUCAUCCUUCCACAUCUACUUAA
Messenger RNA from Psylliodes chrysocephalus, 321 nucleotides. Lineage: Eukaryota; Metazoa; Arthropoda; Insecta; Coleoptera; Chrysomelidae. The record is from the annotation of a GenBank genome assembly.